ACCAAAUUGAGAAAGAAACACAAAAUCUAAUCUUAUUAAUAUCAAUUCUAUUCCCACACCUUUGGAUAUCUCGAAAAGUUUCAAAUAAAAACCAAAUCUUUAUUUCUCUUCAUUUUCCAUUUCCAUGGCUUCCUCUUCUUCUUCAUCACCCUUCUCUCUCCUCCUCCUUCUCCUCCUUCUUCUUCACCAGACUCUGUUAACCUCCUCAGCCAAUCUCCACAGACUCAAUUCAAUCUCAGAACUUUCCACUCUUUCACCAAACGACACUACAACUCCACCCACUCAUUACUUCCAAGUAACAAAACCCAUUAACCUCCCCAAAACCAAACCCUGUUCCCACCUCGUCCUCCGCCAUGAUUUCGCUUUCACCUAUGGAAAAUCACCAGUCUUAGCACCUUACUCCCCACCUUCUCACUGCCCAUCUCAUCAGAAAUUCUCAAAGAUCGUUCUUUUAUGGAAUGCCACUUCCAAAGGAAGACAGUUCGAUCGGAUUUUUGGGGUUUGGCUUGAUGGGGUUGAGCUUCUUCGUAGCUGUACGGCUGAGCCAAGAACUAAUGGGAUUGUUUGGAGUGUUGAGAAAGAUGUGACAAGGUACUAUUCAUUGUUGUUAAACAAGAAUCAAAAUCAAACUCUUGCUGUUUAUCUUGGUAAUCUUGUUGAUAAAACUUAUACUGGUGUUUAUCAUGUGAAUGUGAGUUUUCAAUUUUAUCCAAUUGAGGAAAAUUUGGUUGAUGGGUAUGAUUCUUGGGCUGAUUUAGUAAUGCCCAUUUCAAGAAAUUUGCCAUUAAAUGAUGGGUUAUGGUUUGAAAUUAAGAAUUCAACUGAUUUUGCAUUGAAAGAGUUGAAAAUUCCUCAGAAUGUUUAUAGGGCUGUUCUUGAAGUUUAUGUUUCUUUUCAUGAGAAUGAUGAGUUUUGGUACUCAAAUCUUCCAAAUGAGUAUAUUGAUGCAAAUAAUCUUACUAGUACUCCUGGAAAUGGUCCUUUUAGAGAGGUUUUAGUUAGUAUUGAUGGUGUUGUUGUUGGUUCAAUAUGGCCAUUUACUGUGAUUUUUACAGGUGGUGUUAAUCCUCUCUUAUGGAGACCUAUUACUGCUAUUGGUUCAUUUGAUUUACCUUCUUACAAUAUCGAAAUCACUCCUUUUCUUGGGGAGAUUUUGGAUGGAAAAAGUCAUGAGAUUGGUUUUAAUGUCACUAAUGCUUUGAAUGUUUGGUACAUUGAUGCAAAUUUGCAUCUUUGGUUGGAUAAAAAGAGUGAGAAAACUCAAGGGCAGGUUUCGAAACAUGUUAGCACACCGCUUGUUGUUAGUUUGGUUUCUAAUUUUUCGGGUUUGGAUGGAACUUUUCUCACUAGCACGAGCCGGUCUAUUAAGUUAACAGGAUGGGUUAACUCCUCUUAUGGGAAUAUCACUACUGGUUCAAUUCAAGAUUUUUCUUACCAAAACUCGAUUGUGAUGGGAAAUAAUGGAAAUAUGCAGAUUGUGAGACAAGACAUACAUUUCAAUGAUUCUGUUCAAGCUGAAAAUUCUCAAUCUUUGCAAGUUCAUUCGUUCGAAUCGCUUAAAAAGUUCUCACUUUUCUUGUAUUCUGACACCUUUGAUCAAGGCAAUAAGACUUAUUUAUCGAUUUCGAAUGUUAGUUUGGGUUACAAUGAGAAGAAGAAAUCUAAAGGCUCUGCUGAUUCGGGAUUCGAAAAAAGUAGUCUUAAGAAUCAUCAGAGUGGCCAAGGAAAUAUGGUUGUUAAGAACAACUUGGUUGUAAGUGGAAUUGGGAAUACACAACAAGUUUACAAGUACAAUGGAGUUGAUUUGUGUUACUUUAGAAACAUAAGUAGCUCAAAUUAUACAAUUCUUUAUGAUAAUGUUGGAAGUAAAUGCAGCAAAACUACACAGCUUCAUAAUCACAGAGGUCUUGGGUUUCAUAGACUAUGGCCUAUUCAUUCUAGAAGAGUUUCACUUUGGUCUGGUUUAGUUAACUCUAAGCCUAAAGGAGGAUAAAUCCCUUUUAUCUAUUUCUAAGUAAGUUUUUGUUUUUUAAGAUGUUUUUGAGGAUCCUACAAUUGGGUUCUCCAAAUAAAAGUGUAAGCAUACAUAGAAAAUAUUAAUAUUAUUGUUGGAUUUGUAUUUGGGUAAA
Messenger RNA from Cannabis sativa, 2129 nucleotides. RefSeq names its product peptide-N4-(N-acetyl-beta-glucosaminyl)asparagine amidase A. Bases 125 to 1993 code for a protein of 622 amino acids. NCBI's taxonomy places the organism in Eukaryota, Viridiplantae, Streptophyta, Magnoliopsida, Rosales, Cannabaceae. The record is from RefSeq and is a predicted model, not a curated record. The transcript has a single exon. Gene Ontology annotation, cellular component: vacuole.